AUGCACCCGUUAUCAUCAUGGUUACUCCUCCUAAACCUAUCCUUAUUCUUACCUAACCUCGUCCACGCCCUCAAAUUCAUAAACCCACCCUCCAUCACCGAACCACUAUCCAACACUGAUUACUCCCCAAACCCCGUCUACGCCGAGGGAUCCCUCUUGCACAUAUCAUGGGACGAGCAACCCGAAAACACAACCUCGGUGACACUAUGGCAGCUAAACGGGACGGAGGGAAUGCAGCCGUUUGAGCAUAUUACUCAGGACGUCUCAGGAAGCUAUCGUCACAGGCUCAAUCAGCAUACCGACACCCUCAGCAACUUCAACACCUGCAUCAACUCAGACUCCAAAACCACCGCACCAGCAUCAGGUGGCCUAAGCAACGGGGCGAAGACUGGUAUCGGCAUUGGUGUAGGUGCCGGUAGUCUUCUUAUCAUCGCCAAUUUCGUUUCGUGGAUUGUUGCUCGGUGUCAGAGACGCAAGUCGCUGCCGACAGAUCCAGGUCCUGCGGCGCAUACUGAGUAUUAUGGACUUGAGAAGCAGCACCAUGAGAUUGAUGGUAGUGGCAAGGAUGCUGUGCAGGUUUAG
Molecule: messenger RNA, 582 nt
Organism: Aspergillus glaucus CBS 516.65
Lineage: Eukaryota; Fungi; Ascomycota; Eurotiomycetes; Eurotiales; Aspergillaceae
Exons: 3
Coding region: 1-582 (193 amino acids)
Source: RefSeq, a predicted model, not a curated record